ACAGCAUAUAAUUGAGCCGCACGUGAUUGUAAUGUUAGCAAAAGAGAGGUGAUCCAUUUUGGCUAACGUACCAUAUCUGUAGCGUAGCUGCAGUCUACGACGGUGUUUAGAGCUUGCGGUAAGUUACCGUUCCGUAGUAGCCCACCAACCGUCAUCACAACAACUGGGACAGCUUGAAAUUUAUUAACAUUACUGCAAGGCUGGCAUGGAAAUGGCAUCAAUAGCCGCGGCACAUGAGCCGGGUUUCAGCCCAUGCUCCAUACCGCUGGCUGAUGCUUUAGUCCCCGCGAGUAUAUUUGCGCCAGACCGGGGAGAAUGCGGGGACGAGGCCGACGACGAGUGUUUUGAGGACGGGGACAUGAUCAAUGGCGAGCCCGAGGGCCGUGGGGUUGACUUCACCAACAAGCUGGCACUUGUUAGCCCAAAUGGAGAGCAGUAUGACUCGUUACUUCGCCAGCUACGGGACAGGAUGGAAGAGGGAUGCGGAGAAACCAUCUAUGUGGUUGGAAUGGGCUCAGAUGGUGGGGACUGGGGCCUGGAUGAGAAGGAUAUGGAGGCCUCAGCAGCUACAGUGCGCUCCAUGUGUGAGCAAGUGGAUGCUGACCUUAUCACGCUCCGGGAGCGCAGUGAGGCUGCCGGUUUGGUACGCGACUAUCUGAUCCGCCGGCGUGUGGGUGAGCUGGACUUCCUGGAGGUCAGGGUUGCAGUCGUGGGUAACGUGGAUGCUGGUAAGAGUACUCUGCUGGGUGUGUUAACGCACGGAGAGCUGGACAAUGGCAGGGGCUUUGCCCGCCAAAAGCUCUUCAGGCACAAACAUGAGAUGGAGAGUGGCAGGACCAGCAGUGUGGGCAACGAUAUCCUGGGGUUUGACCAGGAGGGACAGGUGGUGAACAAACCAGAUAGUCAUGGAGGAAGCCUGGACUGGACCAAAAUCUGUGAGAAGUCCUCCAAGGUGAUAACCUUUAUUGACCUGGCUGGCCAUGAGAAAUACCUCAAGACCACCGUGUUUGGGAUGACCGGACACCUGCCUGACUUCUGCAUGCUCAUGGUGGGCAGUAAUGCAGGUAUUGUAGGGAUGACCAAAGAGCACCUGGGCCUUGCCCUGGCCCUGAAUGUGCCUGUGUUUGUAGUGGUAACCAAGAUAGACAUGUGUCCAGCCAACAUCCUGCAAGAGACAUUGAAGCUGCUCCAGAGGUUACUGAAGUCCCCCGGUUGUAGGAAGAUCCCUGUCCUGGUACAGAACAAGGACAACGUCAUAGUCACAGCGUCGAACUUCAGUUCGGAGAGGAUGUGUCCCAUCUUUCAGAUCUCCAAUGUGACCGGAGAGAACAUGGACCUGCUCAAGAUGUUUCUCAACCUGCUCUCCUCCAGGACCUCCUACCGUGAUGACCAGCCCGCUGAGUUUCAGAUAGACGACACCUACUCUGUACCGGGAGUGGGAACAGUAGUAUCAGGAACUACUUUACGUGGACUCAUACGUCUGAAUGAUACAAUGCUACUAGGGCCGGACCCCUUAGGCAGCUUUAUUCCCAUUGCCGUCAAAUCAAUCCACCGCAAAAGAAUGCCCGUGAAGGAGGUUAGAGGUGGCCAGACUGCCUCAUUUGCUCUCAAAAAGAUCAAGCGUUCGUCCAUAAGGAAAGGCAUGGUGAUGGUUUCCCCAAGGCUGUGCCCACAGGCCACUUGGGAGUUUGAGGCUGAGAUCCUGGUACUGCAUCAUCCCACCACGAUAUCCCCCAGAUACCAGGCCAUGGUCCACUGUGGCAGCAUAAGGCAGACAGCCACCAUCUUGUCUAUGAACAAAGACUGCUUACGGACAGGGGACAAGGCUUCAGUCCACUUCCGCUUCAUCAAAACCCCGGAGUACCUGCACUGUGACCAGAGGCUGGUGUUCAGGGAGGGACGCACCAAGGCUGUAGGCACCAUCACCAAGCUUUUGCAAUCCACCAAUAAUCUACCGUCAAAUUCCAAACCUCCACAAAUCAAAAUGCAGUCUACAAAGAAGGCACCGCUGAGAAAAGAGGACGGCACCACGGCAACCAGUGAUGAUGUAGCAACGAUAGCACAGUCAGCAAACAUCCCAAACGUGACACAACCGGGAGAGGGAGAUGAAGACCCAAAGAUAAAGGAGGGCAACAAAGAGAACAAGCCAAAGUCUGGAGGAGGUGGAAGAAGAAGGGGUGGCCAGAGGCACAAAGGAAAAGGCCAGAACAGCAGCACCAACUCCACAGCAGUUCCCUCCUCAUCAGGAAUAGGAGGCUCCUGAACCACCCUCUUGUCCCUCGUAACCCCUCCCACCCCCCACCCCUCUCUCUGCUAUCACUCCACUAAGUGCUCUCAUUCCACAAACCAUAAAGGACAGAUGUUUGGAGCAAGACACUCUCCUCAGUCUUAUCACUCCUUGCCUUUUUGCACCAGGUCAUAUAGUUGUUUUUUUUCAAAAGGGAACACAAAGGGGUAUGUCCCAAACCAAAAGGCAUACACCCUUUAAUGCAUUUUAACAUCAGCUGCCUUUACUAUUUCGAAUUGUUUUGGUGAUGAAAAGAAGUGUGUUUUUUUUAGGUUAGCCUCACUCAGGAUGAUGAUUUAUUUAAUUUGAUUCAUAUUUUAUGUGUCUAUGAAAUCUACAAUUCAGUCCUCUGGCUCAACAUCACUGACAAAGGAGGGAGGCUAAACUGAAAACAAAGGUCCUGUACCAAUAUGAAACUUUCCCCAUGCAUUCCCUGUAUAUUUGCAAUGAAAAAUAAUUCAUGUACUAUUUAUACUUUGAUUUGAUUUUAAAUUCUAGACAUAUGGAAAUAAGCAGUUACAUUUUCUAAUUGUCAGUUAUUUAUUUGGCAUACAUGCAGAAGGUUCACUGAUGGUCAUCAAUCGUUCAACCCACUCCCACUUGCAUGCUUAGAUUCAGCAGUAUCUAUCAUGCUUCCAGUGUCGGCCGUGUUACAAUCCUUAUACAAACAGUGGCAAUACAAACAAAUACAGCACAAUAGCUUGUCAAGCAAAGUUGCUCAUGAUUAUAAGACAUGCAGUAAUUGCAGUGCUACUUGUAACUCUACUACCCCAUGCGUUAUGGCCUGUUGCUGUUAACAUGUGACAUUUUAAACACUUUGCGGCUAAAAAACUGACCAUUAAUAAACAGGCUUUACUGAACUUUUAAA
Molecule: messenger RNA, 3155 nt
Organism: Etheostoma spectabile (orangethroat darter)
Lineage: Eukaryota; Metazoa; Chordata; Actinopteri; Perciformes; Percidae
Gene: gtpbp1
Product: GTP binding protein 1
Exons: 14
Coding region: 206-2263 (685 amino acids)
Biological process (GO): translational elongation
Molecular function (GO): GTPase activity; translation elongation factor activity; GTP binding
Source: RefSeq, a predicted model, not a curated record